AUGUAUAAAUACCCAAAAUCUGUAAUGCAAUAUAAAGAUUUAAGUGGAUUUUUUAAUACAUUAAAACAAGUUUUAAAAAUUUCUAAUGAUCAUAAAAAAGAUACUCUUAGUAAUUAUAAAAAAAAUAAUCCUAGUGACUAUGAAAAUAACAUUCUCAGUAAUAAUGUUGUCUUCAAUAAUCUUGCUACUCCUACUUUUAACAAUCAUCAAAAGAUGGCCUUAGUAACUGGUAAUUUUGUACUUGCAAGUACAUAUGUUCAAAGGACUAAUUCUCAGAUAUUAUUAGUUAAUGCAUUUGAUAAUCUUAAGGUAUCUCCUAAUAAAUUAAGUUAUAUAUUGGCUAAAUAUAAUAUAAAUAUUCUUGAAAAAGAUACUCAAAAAGUGAAAAUUAAGGAUAUUAAAAAGGAUAGACAAAAAAGAAAAGGUUAG
Messenger RNA from Cetraspora pellucida, 429 nucleotides. The record is from the annotation of a GenBank genome assembly. NCBI's taxonomy places the organism in Eukaryota, Fungi, Glomeromycota, Glomeromycetes, Diversisporales, Gigasporaceae.